Molecule: messenger RNA, 594 nt
Organism: Symbiodinium pilosum
Lineage: Eukaryota; Dinophyceae; Suessiales; Symbiodiniaceae
Source: the annotation of a GenBank genome assembly
AUGUUCGGCAGUCCCAUUAGCGCACGGGCGGACCCUUCGUCUGGCCGGGCAGCCAGUCGAUCGGCUAGCCCCUUUCGCCAGGGCCGAGCACCCCACACCAGCCACACCAGCCACACGCUUCCAGGACCACCUGGCACCCAGCGCCUACCGCGAGCGGUCGUUGAACACCUGCGACUGGUUCAUCUCACACAGUUGGACGAGCUUUCGGAUCUCCGGACCAGAUUGCGUGCUACGAGGGAUUUGGAGCGGCGGCGCCAUGAGCUGCAGCAGCAGGUUUUGGUCAUGCGGCAUCGUGAGGAGCAACUGGCAACAGAGGUGGCAGCAACUGCCCGGCAUCUCGCUGGACGCCACCAAGCGCUGGGGAAGCUUCGUCUCGAGCUCGCUGAUUUGGACAAGAGCUGCAGCAAUGUGGAGGCUCACAUUCGGGUCUUGCGUAACAUCGCCGACAAACUCAGUGCGGACGCACUUGCUGAGGACACUGCCUCAGAGCUGCACAAUCCAAUUUCAACCAGUAAUUGCACGCACCUUGUGAAAGCUGACCCCCUUCAUGUUCACUUCAUGCAUGGCCUGCUUGAUGAAAUGGAGCAAGUCUGA